Messenger RNA from Staurois parvus, 463 nucleotides. The record is from the annotation of a GenBank genome assembly. Lineage: Eukaryota; Metazoa; Chordata; Amphibia; Anura; Ranidae.
ACAAGUGUGUAUACUUUAAAUGUUUUAAGAGUGCGGGAUAAAAUGCACAAACAGUUAAAGUGGGAUUUUAACUCAUUCUUGAUGCCAUUGAGAAACUCAAGGUUUUUCCCGCCAGGUAGGGAGGAAAUCUCAGGAAAAUGGAUCAGGAAUGAGGGAGCCCAGUUGAGAGAUAUAAUGAGGGGUGUAGAACUGAGAACACUUAAGGAUUUGGAAAAGGAAGAGGGAAAGAUUUUCAUUAAGAUAGAUAGUUGGAGCGAUAAUCAAUUAAAAUGUUUUGUGGGGAAAUUGCCUAAACCUUUGAGAUCUAGAAAAGAUUGGAAUUUGUUUGAGAGGCUGUUGGAAUCACGGGGUGAUGGAAAGCAUGGUACGGCAAAAAUAUAUAAAAUUCUCACUGAGUUAGACAUAGGUGAAAAAAAAUGAAUGUAUAUAGAAAAAUGGGAAAGAGACUUGGGGGUGGAGAUAG